GGGAGGCACGAGGCCAGGUUCACUAUCGCUGGGAGGAGAGAGACACUGGGUACUCACCCACUCAUUCGAAUCAGAUAGCGGAGAGCUCACAACCACCACCUCUCCCUAUCUUGGAUAAAGCAUAACUGGACACCCCUUCGCCCAGGAGAAGCGGUGCAAUUUCAUCGAAGAGCUCACGCUAAAGCAUUUUUUCUCAAUUACAAAUCCCAGGUCCGUGAGGUGUGUGUGAUCGUUCCCAGCAGAAGGAUGAGCAGCUUUGAUUUGGUUGAGCUGCUGGACACUUGGGAGGACCUGAACCUCACGGGCCUCCUGGAGAACGGGACGCGUGUGGAGAUGGUCGGGUGUCCAACAGCGUUUGACCGCAGCGCCCUGCUCCACUCCAUGUGCAUCCUUUACAUCUUCAUCUUCGUGGUCGGUUUGGCCGCCAACGGCCUCGUCCUCUGGGUCAAUGUCCGCUCCCAGCGCACCACCUCCAGCUCCUCCCCUCGCCAUGAGACCCACCUCUACAUCGCCCACCUGGCGGCGGCUGACCUGUGCGUGUGCGUCACGCUGCCUGUGUGGGUGAGUUCCCUGGCGCAGCAUGGCCACUGGCCCUUCGGCGAGGUGGCGUGUAAGCUCACCCACCUGCUCUUCUCUGUUAACCUCUUCAGCUCCAUCUUCUUCCUGGCCUGUAUGAGUGUCGACCGCUACCUGAGCGUGACACGGCCCGCCGACAGUGAGAAUGGGGGCCGACGCCGGAAGCUGAUUCGCCGCAGCGUGUGCGUAGGGGUGUGGCUCCUGGCUCUGGUGGCCUCCCUGCCCGAUACCUACUUCCUGCAGGCGGUGAGGUCAUCACACGGGGAGGUAGUGCUGUGCAGGCCGGUGUACCCAGAGGAACACUCCAGGGAGUGGAUGGUGGGAGUUCAGCUGAGCUUCAUCCUGCUUGGUUUCGUUCUACCCUUCCCUGUCAUCGCUCUGGCCUAUGCCCUCCUGGCCCAAGCCCUCUCCUCCUCCUCCUGUUCCUCCUCGGCGGUGGAGCAGGAUCGCCGUGUGAGUCGCAGGGUGAUCCUGGCCUAUACCGUGGUAUUCCUGGGCUGCUGGGGGCCCUACCACGGAGUGCUCCUGGCCGAUGCCCUCUCCCUGCUGGGCCUGGUUCCUCUGAGCUGUGGGCUGGAGAACGCCCUCUACGUGGCCCUGCACCUCACCCAGUGUCUGUCCCUGCUCCACUGCUGCUUCAACCCCAUCCUCUACAACUUCAUCAACAGGAACUAUCGCUAUGACCUGAUGAAGGCCUUUAUCUUUAAGUACUCAACACGUACAGGCCUGACCAGGCUCAUAGAGCAGCCCCACGUCUCUGAGACAGAGUACUCUGCCGUCGCCAUGGAGAACCCACCACAGAUCUGAGACUGAACUCUAGAGCACACCCUGGAACUUCAGAACACACCACAGAACUCUAGAACAUAGUCUGUCCACCUGACCCAAAAUGAUUGAAAUGACCUAAAAUGCAGUAACCCAUGAUAACCUAUAUAGGCUAAAUUUGGGCCCUCACAUCAGAACAAAAUGAAAUAUGUGUCUUAACAACUAGAGCAUAACAAAUAACCUUGCCCAAAGCCUAGGCUGUACACAAACUUCAUCACUGCCACAAGUAUGUGUGCCCUCAUCUGAAGCAAACCAAACAUUAUUUAUAAUCCAACAUUCCCCUCACAGAAGCUACCUGGGUAUUUCUCCUGCUACCGUGCAUUCCUAAUAAGGAUGGUGUGAGGGACUGCAGUUGCAGGCCAUUAUCAACUCAAACUAAUGAUGUCUGGAGAAAAGCACUUAUAUUGAGUGGAAGAGUAGAUUUUCUGUCUGACAAACAGACUGUUCUAAAGUGCUUCUGAAGUAGUGCCAUUGUAGUCAUGGCGACACAGACACACUCUCUCUCUCAAUCUCUCUCUCUACUUCAAGACAUACCAAUCCCAGUUUGUCUGUCUGAAGAGUCCUAUAUAACUGCUAGAGGUGUGUGUAUGUGCGUGAGUGCGUGUGUGUGUGUGUGUGCUUGUGUGACACCUCAAAAUCCACUUUGUAAAUAGUUAGAAGGGCAUUGAAAUACAUAUAUUAUAAUUGUUAGAUUGUUAUUAUUCAACUUUCUAUAUACUGUAUUUUUGUACAUAUUAUAAAAUACUUUCACAUUUGGCAUUGUUUAUGUACAGAUGUAGGAUCUUAAUCACCACAUAUUAAUUUACAUAGAUUUAUUGAAAACCACUAACACAUGCUUAUGAGACCCACCGCCUCGAUUUGGUCUUAUGUAACAACAUUUUAAAUUGUGUUUUUUUACAUUGGAUAAAAUGGUAUACUAUACACUGCAGUUGAGAAAAAAAUGGGGAAGUAAUUCUGCUUUGAAAGUUGAUAAACUUGUAACCCCACUUUUGAGAAAAUGGCCCUUGAAUGGUUUGGUACACCUAUUGGAGAGCUCUUCUUUGUCUACUCAUAUUCAGAAGCCUUAGCUCUACCCAUCUCUUUAAGGAUUCACAUGUGAGGCCAUGUGCUAAACAGAGUGAGUUAGGUAGUGUAGUAAACAACCAAAGAUUUCAAGACUAAAAGUGGUUUAAGUAGUAGCCUAAAAGAAGGAAAAACUCCAGGUAAAAAUACACUUUAUCUAGUCCUUGGCCUAUAUCCUAACCUAACUUUGAAAGUGUCCAGAUAAUGAUAUUUUAUAAUUAUAAGUUGAUGAUUACCCAGACAUUUGUCUAAAUUAAGGGUCAUGUGAAAUAAAUGCUAUAAACACCCCCCAGACACUUCUAACUAAGUGGAUGGGUCACUACUGUCUGUUCAUGAAAUCACCCCCAGACACGCCUAACUAAGUGGAUGGGUCACUACUGUCUGUUCAUGAAAUCACCCCCAGACACACCUAACUAAGUGGAUGGGUCACUACUGUCUGUUCAUGAAAUCACCCCCAGACACACCUGGCUAACUUGAUCGGUCAUGAUAUAAUUCUCUUGCGAAGUGAGAAUGCUAGUUAAUUAGCUAAACAAUAAACCAUAAUCCCACCCAUAGCUACAGUACAAACGGAUUGUCAUAGCAAGCCACCAUAGAUGAAAUGCAUGGAUGAACGCUUCACGGCAGCUUGUCUUUUCCGUUUGGUUUGUAGUUAACUACAGCUUAUUUUUCCCGUUGUUGUGUCAAGUCACUCCAGUUCACACUGACCGUGUGCAGAAAGUAGUCCAUCACAACUUUUUUCCACAGAUCUUAGUCGAUAGCUCCUGAUAAAUUCUGGGCAGCAAUGUUGUUGAGAGCAGUAGCAGCACUUUCAUGUUAUAGACAGAAGCAUGCUACAUGGCAGACCAAUCCCAACUAAUUUCUCUGCAUGUCCAGCCUAUUCAUUAUCUCAGCCAAUCAUCGCUAGCGGGAAGGUUCCUGUCUUCUUCCGUAGCUAAAACAACUAGGCUUGUAAUUUAACCAUUUUAUUUGUAUUUACAGAUGGCAUACACAUUUGUUAUUAAGGCACAUGAAAGUUCACACAAAAAAACGCAUUUUGAUAAAAAUAAAAAUAAACUUUCAAAUACCUCUUAUGUGAAGUAGUGAUGUAUGACAUACGCCUAGCUUCUUGAAAUGGGUCAUAUACUGUAUGAACAGUAUCGCACUCUACAUGUCUAGCUAAUAGUCUAACCACCGACCAAGCACUAUGGACUAAACAUUCAAAUCCUGUUACUGCGGGAUUAUUUUGCUAUGACAAACUGGUCAAUUUAAGAUCCUACAUCUGUAGUUUUGUUUGUUAAUCGUAGUUCAUAUGUUGUGGAUUCAGAAGUUGUGUUCAUGAAGUUGCCUCAUUGUAAAUGAGAGUCACUGACUCUGAGACACGAGUCCAGCUAUUAUAGUGAAAACAGUGUGACUCACACAGUUUCUAACCAAAUUAUGCUAUUUCUGUCUGUCUGUGGUAACAAGCAUGUUUUGUUUGAUCCGUUGCCAUGAAGUUAUAGUGUCAUCUGAUUGGAUACAUAUGUAUCCUGUUACAUUGUGAGAAUUCCAAUCCUAGCAGUCAUUAUUAAAAGAGAAAGCAAAGGACACCAACAUGUGUCUACAAGAAGAGGCAUUCCAUUGAUAUUUUGUAUGUUAUGGAUUUUGUUACUUAUUAAAUACCAAAAAUGAA
Molecule: messenger RNA, 4108 nt
Organism: Salmo salar (Atlantic salmon)
Lineage: Eukaryota; Metazoa; Chordata; Actinopteri; Salmoniformes; Salmonidae
Product: atypical chemokine receptor 3
Biological process (GO): G protein-coupled receptor signaling pathway; vasculogenesis; angiogenesis
Cellular component (GO): membrane
Molecular function (GO): coreceptor activity; chemokine binding; G protein-coupled receptor activity
Source: RefSeq, a predicted model, not a curated record